AUGGCAAUGAAUUGCAAGAAGAUAGCGCAAGCGAUGGAACCGAACGCUAUCGUUUUGGUGAUCUGCCGUUGACCAGCAUUAUAGGGGAUCAAAUAAAGGAAGGAGAAUCGUUGGGUUUGAAGUGUGUCACUCUCGAUGAAUUUCUGAAGGCUAGUGAUCGUGAUACACACCAGGUAGUGUUUGCGUCAGCUGAACAGGUUCUCAGCAAGACAUUUACUGAAAUUCUUAAAGACCGGUCAUCAAGAUUACACAAUGCGUUGGACUUGGUAGUUGUUGACGAAUCUUACACAGUUUUGAGAUGUGGACAGAGAAAAGGUUUAAAAAAAUGUGUGUACCUGUUUACUUUGCUCAAAUACACAACUGUUUUUAUCAACAUAUGACAUUCAUUUGUGUGUAUUUUUAUAGCUGCAAGAAUGCAAAAAGCUUUAGAGCAGCCUAUGGUGAUCUAUCGAUUUUGAGAUCAUUAUGCAAGGAAGGUACGUUUACUUGUACCUAAUAUUGAAAAUUAGUAAUAUAUGGCAUGUUUCACAUUGAUUAAAUUACUUGUAUAUAAACACUUACAUAUGUACUUUUCUCACACAACAGGAACACCUGUCUUAGCCUUGACUGGUACAGCAGACAAUCAUACACGAGAAGUUAUCAUGUGUGACCUUGUAAUCAAUUCAGAUGUUCUAGAAGUAUUUUUAAGCCCAAACAGAACAAAUUUGCGGAUAAAUGUGAUCAAAACUACCAAAAAGGAUGCACUUUCCAAUUUAGAUUGGUUGGUUGAAUUGUGUCACAGAAAACAAUCUGAAACACCUAAAACUAUCUUGUUUUGCCACACUAUGAAAGAUGUUGCAACCGUGACUAACUAUCUCAUGUUGAAGCUGGGGUCAUCUGCUUACAGUCCACCAACAUCCAGGGAAUCUGAGGAUUGUCUGAUAGGUAUAUAUCAUUCCAUGUCUUGGGACAACUACAACUACAAAGACAGAAUUGUUUCUCAACUCAAAAGCAAUUGGAAAGUACGCUUAGUUGUAGCUACCACAGCAUUAAGUAUGGGUGUAAAUUUCCCGGGCAUUCGUUACAUUAUCAAUUGGGGUCCAGCACGCAAUUUGUUAGACCACCAUCAAGAAGCAGGGAGAGCCGGUCGUGAUGACAAAAAAACCCAGAUAUUGUGGUUAUUUACCAUGGACAACAGUAAACUCACUGUGAGGACGAAGUAA
Messenger RNA from Paramuricea clavata, 1202 nucleotides. Lineage: Eukaryota; Metazoa; Cnidaria; Anthozoa; Malacalcyonacea; Plexauridae. The record is from the annotation of a GenBank genome assembly.